Molecule: messenger RNA, 2349 nt
Organism: Syngnathus acus (greater pipefish)
Lineage: Eukaryota; Metazoa; Chordata; Actinopteri; Syngnathiformes; Syngnathidae
Product: gastrula zinc finger protein XlCGF57.1-like
Exons: 3
Coding region: 138-1919 (593 amino acids)
Biological process (GO): regulation of transcription by RNA polymerase II
Cellular component (GO): nucleus
Molecular function (GO): RNA polymerase II cis-regulatory region sequence-specific DNA binding; DNA-binding transcription factor activity, RNA polymerase II-specific
Source: RefSeq, a predicted model, not a curated record
GAAGUAAAUCGUCGACGGUAGAACUGCACAUGAUUAAACACUGAAGCAGAAGCUAAUUCGGCUGCAUCAGGUAAACACGCAACUUAUGUGAGGAAUCGUAAACAUUAGCUACACUACAACGACGAAAGAGCGAGAAAAUGUUUGCAAGGACCACAGCAAAGUACGUGGAGGGAAAGGACGGUAGUCGUCAACGACUGGAAGCUCUUCGGCUGCAGCCUUAUGUUGUGUUACGCAGAGCAGACAUCAGUGAAGCUAUCCAUCCUAAGCAGCAGGAGCCAGAGCGACUUCACAUUAAAGAGGAAGGUGUGGGCAAAGAGCUCCAUCGCUUCAAUGAACAAAUGGAGCAGAGGUUUCUUUGCACCAUAAAAGAGGAGAAAGAACUGGAGCAGCCUUGUAAUAAAGAGGAGGGAGAGGACUCCUGCGACAUGAAAACAGAGGUAGAAGACACCUAUGACGUCAAAAAGGAGGAGGAGGAGGAUGCCUGCAAGAUGCCUUUCAAGAGUUUAGAAGAGGGUCAACAUGAGGUGAGCAAAGGGGCGGAGCCUCCAAGCUGCAGCUCAAGUCAACAAAUGACCAGAGAAGGUGAUGGAGACCACUGUGGAGGAUCACAAGCAGCUCCACCAUCAGAGAGUCCUGACGUGUCAUCACAUGUUCCUGGUCCUGCUGAGUCUCAAAACAAACAAUGGCAAUGUUCCCAGUGUGGAUUGUUUUAUGCUAAUAGCAAAGGUUUGAAACGACACACAAAGAAGAAGUUUUCCUGCUCACUUUGUGGCCAAAUAUUCUGUCAGAAGAGAACCUUAACAAAGCACUCAAGAACUCACACUGGCGAGAAACGCUUUUCAUGCUCAGAUUGUGGGAAAAGAUUUUCAGCGAAGCAAAGCUUAAAAUACCAUACAAGAACUCACACCGGUGAGAAACCUUUUUCAUGCUCAGUUUGUGGGCAAAGAUUUUCAAUGAAGAAACCCUUAAAAAUUCAUACAAGAAUCCACACUGGUGAGAAACCUUAUUCCUGCUCAGUUUGCGGCCAAGCAUUCUCUGUGAAUGCACAUUUAAAAAUUCAUACAAGAAUCCACACUGGUGAGAAACCUUAUUCCUGCUCAGUUUGCGGCCAAAGAUUCUCUGUGAAUACACAUUUAAAAACCCACAUAAGAAACCACACUGGUGAGAAACCUUUUUCAUGCUCAGAUUGUGGGAAAAGAUUUUCAGCGAAGGAAAGCUUAAAAGUUCAUACAAAAUUUCACACUGGCGAGAAACCUUUUUCAUGCUCAGUUUGUGACAAAAGAUUUUCACGUAAGGGAAGCUUGACAAUUCAUACAACAAUCCACACUGGUGAGAAACUUUUUUCAUGCUCAGAUUGUGGGAAAAGAUUUUCAGCGAAGGAAAGCUUAAAAUUUCAUACAAGAACCCACACUGGUGAGAAACCUUUUUCAUGCUCAGUUUGUGGGCAAAGAUUUUCAGCGAAGAAAACCUUACAAACUCACACAAGAACCCACACUGGUGAGAAACCUUUUUCAUGCUCAGAUUGUGGGAAAAGAUUUUCAGUGAACAUAAGGUUAAAAUUUCAUGCAAGAACUCACACUGGCGAGAAACCUUUUUCAUGCUCAGUUUGUGGCAAAGGAUUUUCACAAAAGGGAAGCUUGACAAUUCAUACAAAAAUCCACACUGGUGAGAAACCUUUUUCAUGCUCAGUUUGUGGCAAAGGAUUUUCACAAAAGGAUCGCUUAGAAGGGCACAAAAGAACCCACACUGGUGAGAAACCUUUUUCAUGCUCGGUUUGUGGCAAAAGAUGUUCACUGAAGUCAAACUUGAAAGUUCAUACAAGAAUCCACACUGGUGAAAAACCUUUUACAUGCUCACUUUGUGGUCAAGCAUUCUCUCACAGGGUAAGCUUAAUCAGGCACACAGGUACCCACACCUAACCCUCAGUCAGUUGCCAAAAAGUCUCUAUUGAGAAUUCCGAGUGUGUUGGGGAGAUGAGCAACGAUCCAUGAAGUUCUCACCUUCUAUUUGAGCAGACUUUUAUGCAUCAAUGAUAAUUCUAUUGUAUGUACCUUUUGAUUGCGAUGCUGAACUCCUUUCUUUUACUACAGUGAGAAGUUCAUGUUUUAACUUUAGAAAUGAAUUUGAAAAUAUAGUUAACCGGCCUCGGCAUGAUCAUAGUUUUGUAUUUUGCAUUAUACUUGAUGUUUAUUUUGUUUUGAGUUGUGAUUUUUUUUAACUGUAAUUGGUUUUAAUUCAUAUUCAGGGCUAGUUGCUUAGUUUUUAUUAGUGUUAAGGGUUUUGUUGUACUUUUCAUGUUCAUGUGGAUCAAUAAAAUGAAAAUUAAAUUCUUUUUAAAUAUGAUCCUAA